Colletotrichum phormii is the source of this 732-nucleotide messenger RNA. Its product is annotated as ribosomal protein S24e. NCBI's taxonomy places the organism in Eukaryota, Fungi, Ascomycota, Sordariomycetes, Glomerellales, Glomerellaceae. Gene Ontology annotation, biological process: translation. Gene Ontology annotation, molecular function: structural constituent of ribosome. The transcript is spliced from 3 exons. Gene Ontology annotation, cellular component: ribosome. The annotation marks the transcript as partial. The record is from RefSeq and is a predicted model, not a curated record.
CAAUCCCCGCCCAGGAAAAUUCACGUCUGUAGCCCCGUCACAAACCUCUCGAAUUUGACGAUAUCACACCUUUCGACUCUUCUGUCUCAGCGCCAACCCAUCUCGACAGACAGAUCAGCCCCCCGACCGACAAGAUGGCGGACGUCGACACCCCCGUCACCCUGCGAACUCGCAAGUUCAUCCGUAACCCCCUGCUUGGCCGUAAGCAGAUGGUCGUUGAUAUCCUCCACCCCGGCCGUGCCAACAUCUCCAAGGAUGAGCUCCGCGAGAAGCUCGGCUCCUUGUACAAGGCCACCAAGGACCAGAUCAACGUCUUCGGUCUCCGCACCCAGUUCGGUGGCGGCAAGACCACUGGUUUCGCCCUUGUCUACGACUCCCCCGAGGCCAUGAAGAAGUUCGAGCCCCACUACAGACUGGUCCGCGUUGGCUUCGCCAGCAAGAUCGAGAAGGCCAGCAGACAGCAGCGCAAGCAGCGCAAGAACCGCCAGAAGACUCUGCGCGGAACGGCGAAGGUCAAGGGUGCCAAGAAGAAGAAGGAAUAAGCGGUUCGCCCUUGUUGCCUGGGGUCAGGCCAACAAAACGAGGGGAUUCCCCGGAUCAUCCGCAAGAGACCGUGGGGCGGCGUUGGUGGAACAAUCAAAAAAGAACAAUUCAAAAUGUCGUCUUGGGCCAAUGUGGUUGUUUCUUCCGCUGGGGGGAUGUCCUUUCAUUUUUCCGAAAUGGGGAGUUUGU